AUGCGUUUCCUGGUAUGUUUUUUUCUUUCGGAAAACUUGAACUUUCCAACAUUAAAAAAAUUAAUAUUUUGACGGAUUCAUUCAGUCAAAUUUUUUUCAGCUGCUCUACUUGAAGGAUCUGUUUUUCAAAUCAAAUCAAAUAAGUUUUCAGUUACUAUUACUGGUAGCGUCAUAAAAAAAGGUGGGUUCAAAUAUUUUAUUUAUUUUUCUUAUUUCAAUACAAAGUUCUAUUAGGCAAAGAAAAAAAGAAUAUAAGAAAAGAGAAAAAAACUCAAUUUAUUUAUAUUCAGUUUUUUUCUCAAAAAAAUUCGCUCUUUUAUAGAUUUUUUUGAUAAAUUGACGUUAAUCAUUGCUAUCAAAAUUGCUAAUGAAAAAGUAUGAAAUUUCGAAUUUGAAAAAAAUUUUGAAAGAGUUUUUAGAUUUUUUUAUUUCGGUUCAAUUUUCGACAAAGCCUCGUAGUAUAUUUUUUGUUAUAAAUAAGCGAGUUCAGGCCAAAUUUCGAUUUAUUCUGAUUUUUGCGUCAGUAAUUUCUACAUUUUUUGGUGAUUUGAAAGGGCUGAAGUAAACGAACAUUGAAAAAGACUCUUCGCCUUGAAACCUGCACUGAUUUCAGCUAUGCUCUUUCAAACAACUUUGUGAAAUUGAUUGGUAACUCGGAGAAAAAGUUAGUUUUCGAGCAAAUUGAUGGACAGCUCUUCAAAAUGUCGUUAUUGGCUCUCCUUGGCGCGUUUUUUUUUUCGAAAAACUGGGUUUGGGAGGCUCUCUUUGAGGCAAACUACAUUGUGACUAAGAAGAGAUAGUUUCAAUCCUUACUCAGGACAUGCUCUAGCUUGAACAAGUGGAUCCCUCGGACGGAUUCCAGGAAAGUUGAGCGGCGCGUCCCGAAAAGGUGGAUGAGCGCCAAGGUCAGGCGCUCGGGACCUCCGCAAAACAGUGUUAUUGACGUGCCUACGGUCAUUGCACUAGACGACGUGGAAAGAAAGAGAGUGAGAGAGGAGCCUGACCUAGUUGCGCUAGCCCGAGGGGCUCAAGGCCGUACUGUCGUCGACGGUGGCGCUGGCGGCGCUGGAAAUGCCCUUUUCCUCUUCAUCUCUCUCUUUCUCCCGCUCGUCUACCGCCACAGGGCCACCGCCUGA
Messenger RNA from Caenorhabditis auriculariae, 1136 nucleotides. The record is from the annotation of a GenBank genome assembly. Lineage: Eukaryota; Metazoa; Nematoda; Chromadorea; Rhabditida; Rhabditidae.